Molecule: messenger RNA, 2650 nt
Organism: Exophiala xenobiotica
Lineage: Eukaryota; Fungi; Ascomycota; Eurotiomycetes; Chaetothyriales; Herpotrichiellaceae
Exons: 3
Coding region: 198-2345 (715 amino acids)
Biological process (GO): positive regulation of DNA-templated transcription
Cellular component (GO): SWI/SNF complex
Molecular function (GO): histone binding; DNA binding
Source: RefSeq, a predicted model, not a curated record
UUUCGCGACAAGGUUGUUGUACCGAAACAAACUCAGAUCAAAAGUCGCAUCCCGCUACGCAAUCUCACUCGGGAGAAUCUGGGGCUACUUUCAACUAGGCGGGCAUAGGCAGGCGCUACUCAUCUUUUGGGCCUUCGUUGAAGGCUUGCGCAUCUUCGAAGCAACGGGGGCUGGGUUCAUCAACAAUCUUUCCAACCAUGGCCAACGAAGAACAAAUCGCGGCCGAAGUCGAAGACGUCCCGACCGAAUUGAAGCAAGAGGCAUCGGAAACCACUGCCUUGGCGGAAGGUAGCGCGGAUGUACCGGUAGAAUCAGAGCCAGCCGCGGAAGACACUAGCACUCCUGCAGAAGCCACAGUCACCGUCGAAGCCAACCCUCUAGAUGCGCCAAAGUCACCAGCUCCGCAAGAUAAAGCGAACGGGGAGCCAGAGGAUGCUGAAAUGGGCGGUGUUGACGAGGAUGCAAAGGUUGAGGAUGGUGAUGUGGAUAAAGAAAACGCCGAAGAAUCCCAAGAAACACCAGCAAAUGCGAAUGGCACAGACGCUCAGUCCGCAGAAGCAAAAACUGCAUUGGAAGCUGCCGCGAGUUCACAUCUAGUAGCGCAAACGCACCAGAUCAUCCUACCCAGCUACAGCACAUGGUUUGACAUGGCAACAAUACACCCACUUGAAAAGAAGUCCUUGCCGGAAUUCUUCAACAGUCGGAACCGAAGCAAAACACCAGCCGUCUACAAAGACUACCGCGACUUCAUGAUCAACACUUACCGACUCAAUCCUGUUGAAUACCUCACAGUAACUGCCUGCCGGAGAAACCUGGCGGGAGAUGUUUGCGCCAUUAUGCGGGUACACGCCUUUCUGGAACAAUGGGGUCUCAUUAACUACCAGGUUGAUCCGCAAACUCGUCCUGCCAACAUUGGGCCUCCUUUCACCGGUCAUUUUAGAGUGACAGCAGACACGCCUCGAGGAUUACAGCCCUUCCAACCGGCACAAAACGCAGUGGUUACCCCCGGCAAACCUCAUUCGUCUACCGACCGAGCAAAAUCAGCGACUCCCGCCUCUAAAGGAGACCUGAACCUUGAACUCAGGCGAAACAUUUAUGAUGACAAGGGCAAAGAGAUCAAAACGAGUGAAGAGCCGGAGAAGCAGACAAAUGGCGAGGGAGCGACGGCCAAUGGCGCGACUAAAGCAAUGGAUGCGGCUGCCAGAGAACCAGCCAAGACCUUCAACUGCUAUGCCUGUGGCGUUGACUGCACGCGGUCUCGUUUCCACUACGCAAAGUCUGACCCUGUAUCGAGUAACGCCCAGGAGAUCAAGUAUGACCUAUGUCCGAACUGCUACUUCCAGUCCAGGAUGCCCAGCAAUCACCGAUCGUCGGAUUUCGUCAAGAUGGAAGAGCCUGCAUAUUCACAUAUUCCGGACAAAGAUGCGCCGUGGACAGAUUCCGAAACCUUGCUGCUACUGGAAGCUCUAGAGACGUUCGACGACAAUUGGGAGGCAGUCUCGAAACAUGUUGGCACGAGAACGAGAGAGGAAUGCGUGCUGAAGUUCUUGCAAAUGGACAUCCAAGAUCAAUAUCUGGAAGACGGACCCUUGAACGGCGGUGCUGCUCUCAUGAAGACGUUAACCGGACGAACUCCAAUCAACCCGGUGGACAAUCCAGUCAUGUCGGUCAUGGCAUUCUUAACGCAGAUGGCAGAUCCCAAAGUCGUUGCUGCAGCAGCAGGUCGGUCGAUCGAGGUCAUGCAACAGGAGAUGAGAGCCCAGCUCGAGAAAGGGAUAGGUGGAAUUGAAUCAGCCACUCCUAGGGAUCAGGACAAUGAGAAUCUUAAGUUCGAGGACACGAUGGAGGUUGAUGAGACAGCCGUGGAGAAGAAGACGACGACGCCGACCGAAGCUGCUGGCUCCACAGCUGUCGUGACUGAUAUUGCAAGUGUGGGCACUGCAACUGCCGCGGCACGAUCAAGUGGUCUCGCCUCUCAUGAAGAAAGAGAAUUGACACGAAUGAUCGGGGCAGGUGUCAAUCUAACGUUGCAGAAGUUCGAGAUGAAGAUGUCGCAGUUCUCGGAGAUGGAAGAAUUGGUCCAGUCUGAACGCAGAGACCUAGAUAAGGGUCGACAACAGUUGUUCUUGGAUCGACUGGCCUUCAAGAAAAGGAUGAAGGACAUGGAGAACACUUUCCGCCAGGCUAGCUUGAAAGCUCCCGAAGAAGGCAUGCGCAUGAUGCAGGAGGCCGUCACUAGCAACGCUGGGCAACGGUUUGGAUUUCAGGAUGGUAGCGAAGGAGAGGACGGAACAGUGACGGUUGUUACCGCAGACGCUGGUGACGGGAGGCCUGUAGAUCUUUAGUGAAGCCUGUCACGUUUGUCCCAGCGAUGGAUGGCGUUUGGGAAUGGGAGAGAGUGUCUCUCACGGACACAACCCUGGGGGAAAGGGCAUGGGUCUCGUCGAUGUGUCUCAUCGUGAUGCAUUUGCCGAGCUUGAAUUGCGCCCUCCUGGUACGGAGUAGGGAGGCCGCAUUGGAUUGAAUACCUGGUAUGUAGCACUACAAGAAUUGUCCUUCUAGAAUGCCUUAUGGCCACGAUUGUACAAGACUUGUUGGUCGGCGAGGCUGCACAUGAAACGAGCGUUGAUGCGCCUGAUUUGUUUCUCCG